Molecule: messenger RNA, 882 nt
Organism: Coprinopsis cinerea okayama7#130
Lineage: Eukaryota; Fungi; Basidiomycota; Agaricomycetes; Agaricales; Psathyrellaceae
Exons: 1
Coding region: 1-882 (293 amino acids)
Source: RefSeq, a predicted model, not a curated record
AUGGCAGAGAAAAACAUCCAACCAGGCGACGACGUCACCUGGAACUACGGGCGCGGGCACCCCACAGGGACAGUAUCUGAAGUCAAAACCGACGCCGGCGGGAAACUCGAAAUCGAAACGGCGGGCAAGACGGUGCACAAGAACUCGGACCCGGAGAACCCCGCUGUGCAUGUGGAGAGGGAGGGGAAUGAUGUAGUGAAGAGGGCGAGUGAGCUGGAGAAGAUUCCAGGUGGGGAACAGUCGGCGGGGACGGCGGGUGCCGGUAAAGGAGGGGGCGGGACGAAGGAGGGAGGGGGUGAGGCGAAGGAGAGGGUAGGGGAUGUGGCGAUGAAAGACACCGAGGGGGAGAAGGAUGCUGGCGAGGUGAAGGAGAAGGGGCCGGCAGCGGGAGAGGGAGAAGGACAGGCUCCUCCAACAGUCGGGAAGGAAGCCGAAGUAGGCGAGAAGCGCGAGAGGGAAGGAGACGUCGUCGCCCACUCAACGGAAAAGCCACCGGGAGAAGAGACUCGACCUCUCGCUGCUGCCUCGACAGAUGCCACGACGACUGGCGAGCAAGGCGAGGCCGAAAAGGAAGCAGGAAAAGACGCGAAGAAGCCGAAACUCGAUGCUACUGACGGUGACGCAGAAACUGACGCACCUGCCCCAGGAGAAGGCGAGACCACGACAAAGGCGACCCCUGCGAAACGCGGGCGGGGACGAGGAAGAGCCAAGACGACUUCGACAGCCCCUACACGUACGUCGGCACGGACGAAGAAGGGAGCUGCUCAUGCUGUAGAUGCUGAGCCACAGAAGCCAGUCGAGGAGUCGGCUCCCGCAGCGAAUGGUGGCGCAGAGCAGGUGGCUACCGCGAUGCAGGAGGGCGGGGCUGAACCAGCGAUUUGA